CAUUGAAAAGAAAACUUGAAUUUAAAAUAUUUUAUUUUUUUAAUACUUUCAAUAAUAAUUCGAUCAUGUAUGUUUUCUAUCUUUAAGGAGAGUUAUUUUAGUUAGAGUUUAGAUGUCGUUAAUCAACAGAGAUAAACUCCAAUGACACACAUAUGUAAGGCUUUUAGUGUUUUAUAUAUAUAUAUAUAUAAAAUUUGGACAAUAGUUCUGUAGGCGAUAUAAAAGAAUAUAUUACUGGAAAAAGAAAUAAAAGCGUUCUAAAUUUGAAAGAAAAGAUUAAAUAUUUCAAUUUAUUAUGUAAUAUGUUGGCCACAUAAUAUCGGACAGAGACACGGAGUAGUGGCAAUAUCCGUAAAAAUAUCAAGUACGAGGCACUUUUGGGUGUUUACAUUAUAAAAAAGUGGAUGAAAGGACAAAGCCACCGGUUUCAUCCGGUUGUCCACCGGCUCCCCACCGGUAUCUUCCGGUCCGUCCUUUUAAAACACUAAGCGGCGUCUUCUCUCUCCUCUGCGAGACUCUUCUCUCUCUCUCUCUCUCUCUCCUUGGAAACGCCCAUUCUCCGUGUCCCCUUCCAUUUCCCAUCUCCGUUCCCCGUUUGGCUCCGGAUCGGCGCCUUCAAGGGUUCCUCUCCUCGAUUGGCCCUCCGUGACGCUGAAUGCGCGCGUGUUGGUGUUGGUUAUCGUCUGUUUCCGCAAUGUGCACUAAUUUUGACCUUCAUCGGUUUUGAUAGUGUUUCGGGGGUUAGAUUGGGAAUGGCUGCUUUGCCAAUACUAGGUUGGUGUGGAGGCCGUGCUGCCGAAGGAGGUUUUGGAUCAAAAAAAGGGUUUCUAGAGUGCUUUCUCGGUCUUUUUUGGGUUCGGGUUGGAGGCUUUUGAUUUCUCCGGCUGUUUGGUUCUUGGGAGUGCUGCUCGGCGAGGGGAGAGAAGCCUUGAGAUUCUCGCCGAAAAAUUCGAAUUUUGAUUUGUUUAUGCUGUGGUGAGUGAGGGGUUUUGGUCAAUUUUGGCGCAAAAUUGCUGGAUCUGUGGAAAAGGUUGGUGACAUGUCGGGAGCUCCCAAGGUUCGUUCUCUCAACGUGGCCGAUCCUGAGGCAAGGCCGGUUCUUGUCCCCGGAGGGAACAAGGCCAGGUCAGUGGCAACCGCUCAGAAACCAACAUCGAAGCCUUUGAGUAAAACUGAGGGCGGCGCAGAGGUUGCAGCAGCUGAGGAGAAGAAGAAGACUUCCAGUCCUACUGCGGAUCUACCGCAUUUUAGGUCUAGCUUAAGUGCUUCCUCAGCUCUUAGGAGGCAUGAGAUGCUGUUGCCGUCGAACCUGUCGAUGAAUGCUUCUUGCUCCUCCGAGGCAUCCACUGAUUCUUUUUGCAGCCGAGCCUCCACAGGCAGGAUUGGUAGGGCGAGCUUAAUCAGCAAGCGCAGGCAGAGCGUUCCAAGGACAGGCAAGAUUGUGACUAAGGUGGACAAGAAUAUUUCAGAUGAUGCAGCGAUGCCCCCGUUGGAUCUGGUGCAGGGAAAGAGGAAGUGCGCUUGGGUAACACCCAAUACGGAACCAUGUUAUGCUUGUUUUCAUGAUGAAGAAUGGGGAGUUCCUGUCCAUGAUGAUAAGAAAUUAUUUGAACUUCUUGUACUAUCAGGUGCAUUAGCUGAACUUACGUGGCCUGUUAUCCUCAGCAAAAGGCACAUGUUUAGGGAAGUUUUCUUGGAUUUCGACCCUGUUGCAGUUUCCAAAUUGAAUGAGAAGAAGAUUGUGGUGCCUGGAAGCACUGCUAGCUCCCUUUUGUCAGAGCCAAAGCUGAGAGCCAUCAUUGAGAAUGCACGCCAGAUACUCAAGAUAGUAGAUGAGUUUGGAUCGUUCGAGAGAUACUGCUGGAGUUUUGUGAACCACAAACCCAUUGUCAGCAAAUUCCGUUAUCUACGUCAAGUUCCCGUGAAGACUCCAAAAGCAGAUGUCAUAAGUAAAGACUUGGUUCGAAGGGGCUUUCGCAGCGUGGGCCCAACAAUCAUAUACUCCUUCAUGCAGGCUGCUGGACUGACAAAUGACCACCUCAUCAGCUGCUUCCGUUUCGAGGGGUGCAUCGCAGCUGCAUCCUCGAGCAUGGAAGCAGCUGACGAGGCCAAGGGAAAGUCGGACUCUAAAGGAGAAGAGAAGAUCAAUACAGGUCAGGAGCUUAUGGUAGGAAUUGACUUAGAAUUGUCAAGAGCUGUGGAUGAGCUGAGCAUUCCUUAGCUGCUCGAAGACAGGUGAGUUCUCCAACCAUAAUCUAUAAAAAACCAUUGAUACUGCUGGUGGGAUAUCCCUUGCAGAAGUGAAGGUAGCAGCCCUGUGUAAAUAAAAUUGCAAGUGAGGUUUGUGCUUCUUGGUUUGUAAAUGGACUCCAGAGAGCAAAGAGGCCAAUGUUUAUUCUAGAGAAGAAACAAUGUUGCAUCAUGUUGCCUUCCUUUUGUGUGAUGGACCAGGGAACACAACUUCAGUUGUGCAGGUGCCAACACAUGUCAACAAUUAUUUGCAGGUCCCCAAUGGCUCUGAGAUAUUCUCCUCUCAA
Molecule: messenger RNA, 2537 nt
Organism: Musa acuminata AAA Group (dessert banana)
Lineage: Eukaryota; Viridiplantae; Streptophyta; Magnoliopsida; Zingiberales; Musaceae
Exons: 6
Coding region: 1040-2221 (393 amino acids)
Biological process (GO): base-excision repair
Molecular function (GO): DNA-3-methyladenine glycosylase activity
Source: RefSeq, a predicted model, not a curated record